This is a messenger RNA of Neoarius graeffei (lesser salmon catfish), 2128 nucleotides long. It is a transcript of the gene atf3, whose product is annotated as activating transcription factor 3. Gene Ontology annotation, biological process: regulation of transcription by RNA polymerase II. NCBI's taxonomy places the organism in Eukaryota, Metazoa, Chordata, Actinopteri, Siluriformes, Ariidae. Gene Ontology annotation, cellular component: nucleus. Bases 136 to 744 code for a protein of 202 amino acids. The transcript is spliced from 4 exons. The record is from RefSeq and is a predicted model, not a curated record. Gene Ontology annotation, molecular function: DNA-binding transcription factor activity, RNA polymerase II-specific; RNA polymerase II cis-regulatory region sequence-specific DNA binding.
UCUACUAUAAAACCGGACCGGGGUGAUGCAAUGCACCGGCUACAGCUGUAACUUCCCUGAGAGAGAGAGAAAGAAACAGAGAACAAAAAAAGAACUAGCUUGGAUAGAGUUUAACAAUAUAAACAAGGGUUCAGAAUGAUGCUUCAGCACCCUGGUCUGGGUCCUUCAGAGAUCAGUGCGUCGGCUCUAGUGCCGUGUCUGUCCCCACCCGGUUCGCUCACUCUUGACGACUUCACUCAUUUCAGCCCGCUGGUGAAGGAGGAGUUGCGGUUCGCCAUCCAGAGCAAACGCCUGUCCGGUGGGAUGAGUACGGCCGGUACGACCUACUCUGGCUACAGUUCCGAGAAACCCGCUGAAUUGCUGGGAAUGAAAAGAGAGCUUACUGUCGAGGAGAUGGAUCGUAGGAAAAGACGACGGGAAAGGAACAAGAUAGCUGCUGCAAAGUGCCGGAACAAGAAGAAGGAGAAGACGGACUGUUUACAAAAGGAGUCAGAGAAGCUGGAGUCCUUAAAUGCUGAGCUGAAGGCGCAGAUCGAGGAGCUGAAGAACCAGAAACAGCAGCUGGUCUACAUGCUCAACCUGCACCGGCCAACGUGCAUCGUCCGAGCGCAUAAUGGUCAAACUCCAGAAGAUGAAAGAAACCUCUUCAUCCAACAGAUCAAAGAGACCACUCUGCAGUGCAUGAACAUCGCCGCCGCCGGAUCUGCUGACCCUGCCGUACUAGGCACGUGCGAUCAUCUUUAAAGCACAAGACUUUUUAAGAAAGCUACAGAAAAGAUUUAGCCAAGGAACAUUGAAGGACCCACUCAGAAAGUAGUACACUGUAAGAGAGGACAUGAGUAAGCAAUAUGUAUAAGCACUAACGUCAAAAGUGAUUUGAUGUCUUUGUCGUAUUAUUCGUUAACGUUAUUUAAAAUGACAUCACUGCUGAAUGACGUGGUCAUGUUUCGGAUGUGCACCACAGCAGGAUCUGGUUGACCAGUAUCGUCAACGUGAGACCUUGUAUUAACUUAAGUCACUAAUUUCUGCUCAAUGUAUGGCUGAGACAAAGACAGGCUUACCAAUUUGUAAUGAAUGAAGUGUCAAAUAUGAUGUAUUUCCAUAGUUACAUUGUAUGUUGCUUCUGCGUUGUUUAGUGUCUCCGUAAUCUGAACAAAACGAAACAGAAAAACCUUAAAGCUGCUACGCUACUAUCUCAGGUCAUGGAGGAUGGACUGCAGAAAUACAGACAAAAGGAACAAGGAAAUAGAAUCAAUAAAGUGGACUUUAUUUUAUGUUAUCACUCAGAUUGAUAGCUUGCUGCUUGAAGAUUAGAAGAAAAUGGCAAGUUAUGUAGAAGUACAAGUGUGGAUUUGUUCUUGUUUCAUCUCCGAGCUCUGUGUGUGUGUGUGUGUGUGUGUGUGUGUGUUGGUUUUAUAUAUUAUAUAUGAUAUACAAUGCUGCAAGUUGGAAGGCCUGUUUGGGUCUAAUGACUGUGUUGAGGUUUUGUAUUGUUAGUCAUGUCUGUGUUUUGAAAUGAAAUGUUAUACUGUAUUUUUAUAUAACGUAAAUGUGCGGUUGAAUCUCCGUAGAUGCACAGGAUGAUCUUGUCACUUUAAAGGGUAUAAAAGUAUUGUGCUUGUGGUCUUCAGCACUCCUGUCAUGUUUCAGUGUGUGGUACAGAAAUCACAGUAUGACACUUCAUUCUUGUAGUUUAGUGCUUUACCACCUUUGUCCUUCAUUUAACCUAUAAUUGUAGUCUUUCUUUGCCCCUCCACUUGUUUCGGAGUAAUUAGUUUUUCUCAUUUAAGUUGGAACAGAGACGCAGGCGUCACCAGCUUUUCAUAUUUGUGUUCAUAAAAUGUGUUCCCUGAUUUUCCAUUACAGUAUCAUUUUCCGUUUCUAUUGAAUUAAGCUAUUCGUGUUUGAACACUGAUACUGUUUUGACUUGUCAGCCAUAUUCGAUCCCUUCAAGCUGUUUACGUGCACUUAUGAGUUGACUCAUAUUCUUUAUAUAAAGCUUGACUGUUCAAUUAAAAUACCACUGCACUCAAAUGUCUAGUUUUUCCUGCAUUGUAUGGAUUUGUUACCUCGUGACAAGUUUCACGUUUUUUUUCCUCCAUAAUUGCAAAUAAAACUGAGUCACGGA